Messenger RNA from Glycine soja, 1461 nucleotides. RefSeq lists its product as uncharacterized. The record is from RefSeq and is a predicted model, not a curated record. NCBI's taxonomy places the organism in Eukaryota, Viridiplantae, Streptophyta, Magnoliopsida, Fabales, Fabaceae. The transcript is spliced from 4 exons. The coding region runs from base 1 to 1461 and encodes 486 amino acids.
AUGUCAGCAGUGUUAGCUUUGGUAAACUUGAAGGCAAGAUUUGGGUGGAGUGAUAAAAGCUUCACUGAAUUGCUGGUCUUAUUGAAGAACAUGCUUCCUGAACAAAACACUUUGCCGAAAAAUCACUACGAGGCCAAAAAGAUUUUGUGUCCAGUGGGAAUGGAGUACAAGAAGAUCCAUGCAUGCCCUAAUGAUUCCAUAUUGUAUAGAAAUGAGUAUGCAGAACUACGGCAAUGCCCCACGUGUGGAGUAUCACGAUACAAAGUGCAACAUGAUGAAUUAACUGAUGAUGUAGGAACCAAAAAUUGUCGUCCUGCCAAGUGGAAGACAAUUGAUUGUUUGUAUCCAGAGUUUGGGGAUGAGCCAAGGAACCUAAGGCUUGCUCUUGCUUCUGAUGGAAUGAAUCCUUAUGGUAGCUUAAGCAGCAACCACAGGAAUGAUAUUGAUGUGUAUCUUACGCCAUUAAUCGAAGACUUGAAACAAUUGUGGGAAGAAGGGGUAGAUGUGUGGGAUGCAAAUGUGCAGCAGACGUUCAGGUUACGCACAAUGGUGUUUUGUACUAUUAAUGAUUUUCCAGCAUAUGGAAAUUUAAGUGGAUACAGUGUGAAAGGGCAUCAUGCAUGUCCUAUCUGUGAGAAAAACACAAGCUUCAUCCAACUCAAGCAUGGAAAGAAGACACUAUAUACCAGACACCGAAGAUUUCUAAAAGCUUUUCACCCUUAUCGACAAUUGAAAAAAGCUUUUAAUGGAAGUCAGGAGAAUGAAGGCCCCCCGGAAGCAUUAACUGGAAACCAAGUUCAUGAUCGCGUAAAGGACAUUGUAACCGUGUUUGGCAAGUCCCAGAAGAAGACAUCAUCUCCCAAAAACAUGUGGAAGAAACGCUCAAUAUUCUUUGAUCUUCCAUACUGGUCUGAUCUAUAUGUGCGGAAGACAAAGGAUGGUUUGAAAUGUCAUCAAGACUUGGUUGACAUGGGAAUACGAGAGCAGUUGCAUCCCAUAUCACAAGGUCGGCGAACAUAUUUACCCCCAGCAUGCCACACACUGUCAACACCAGAGAAGAAAAGUUUUUGUCAAUGUCUGCGGAAUGUCAAAGUUCCACAAGGAUACUCUUCAAAUAUCAAGAGCCUUGUCGCCCUCAGUGAUCUUAAGUUGGUUGGCUUGAAGUCUCAUGAUUGCCAUGUCUUAAUGCAACAAUUAUUGCCUGUUGCGAUUCGCGGCAUCUUGCCUGACAAAGUUAGAGUUGCCAUAACCCGUUUGUGCUUUCUUUUUAAUGCCAUAUGUAGUAAAGUCAUUAAUCCUCAUCAAUUGGAUGACUUGGAGAAUGAGGCUGCCAUUGUCAUUUGUCAGUUAGAGAUGUAUUUCCCACCAUCAUUUUUUGACAUCAUGGUUCACCUCAUUGUUCAUCUUGAGGGAAAUUCGGUUGUGUGGUCCGGUUUUUUUGUGGUGGAUGUAUCCAAUUGA